Messenger RNA from Schistosoma haematobium, 666 nucleotides. RefSeq names its product Aldehyde dehydrogenase, mitochondrial. The record is from RefSeq and is a predicted model, not a curated record. Gene Ontology annotation, molecular function: aldehyde dehydrogenase (NAD+) activity. NCBI's taxonomy places the organism in Eukaryota, Metazoa, Platyhelminthes, Trematoda, Strigeidida, Schistosomatidae. The transcript has 5 exons. The coding region runs from base 1 to 666 and encodes 221 amino acids.
AUGUUCUUCCUGUAUUCCGGGUCAAAAAUUUUGGGAGCACAGGCAAUUACUAAGAAUAUACGUAAAUUCUUGGGUACUGCAGUUGAGCCUAUUUUGGAGCCAGAAAUAAAGCGAAACUCGAUUUUCAUCAACAAUGAGUGGGUAGAGUCAUCUAGUGGAAAAACCUUCAACACUAUAAAUCCAGCAACUGGUAAAGUAAUAUGUCAAGUUUCGGAAGGUGAUAAGGUUGACAUAGAUAAAGCAGUUAAAGCAGCUCGUAAAGCCUUCGAAUUUGGUUCCGAGUGGCAUACCAUGGAUGCAUCACAUCGUGGUGUAUUACUUCACAAACUGGCUGAUCUUAUUGAACGUGACAGAGUUUAUUUGGCUUCUUUGGAAACACUGGAUAAUGGGAAACCAUUUGCUGAUUCAUAUAAUAUUGAUCUAGAUUUAGUGAUCAAAUGCUACAGGUAUUAUGCUGGCUGGGCAGACAAAUAUCAUGGGAAAACUAUACCUGUCAAUGGAAACUAUAUGUGUUUCACUCUUCAUGAACCAGUUGGUGUUUGUGGACAAAUUAUACCGUGGAAUUUUCCACUUCUUAUGCAGGCAUGGAAGCUCGGUCCAGCAUUAGCAAUGGGAAAUACAGUGGUAAUGAAGACAGCAGAACAAACCCCGUUGUCUGCAAAUUGA